Messenger RNA from Marmota flaviventris (yellow-bellied marmot), 2115 nucleotides. It is a transcript of the gene Cirop, whose product is annotated as ciliated left-right organizer metallopeptidase. The record is from RefSeq and is a predicted model, not a curated record. Gene Ontology annotation, biological process: cell adhesion; proteolysis. Gene Ontology annotation, molecular function: metalloendopeptidase activity. Gene Ontology annotation, cellular component: membrane; cytoplasm. NCBI's taxonomy places the organism in Eukaryota, Metazoa, Chordata, Mammalia, Rodentia, Sciuridae.
AUGCUGCUACUAUUCCUCCUUGGGGCAGCCACAGGCAGAUGUCUACAUGAUGAGACUCAGAAGUCUGUGAGCCUUCUCAGGCCCCCUUUCUCCCAAAUGGCCCCAGACUUCCGCUCCUCCUACCUCACCCUCCCCAACUCCCUUGAUCCUCAACCCCUCCGAAUCCAAACUUACUAUAUAGGAGAGCCUACAUCUGAUGGAGCUUGGGAUCCUGAGGGGGAUGUAAUGAGAGGGAGACCCCGAGCCCUGACUGCAGUGAGAGAGGCCACUCAGCAAAUCCAGGGUGUCCUAGCAGUCCCUCCAGUGCAAGGACCCCUGCUUCUGAGUCGAGAUCCUACACAGUACUGUCAUGCUGUCUGGGGAGACCCAGAUACCCCAAACUACCACAGGUGCAGCCUCUUGAACCCAGGGUACAAAGGAGAGACUUGCCUGGGAGCAAAGAUACCUGAUGCCCAUCUCUAUGGUUAUACCUUGUGGCCAGAGCAGGGUCCCCCACAACUGGUCCAGCCAGAUGGGCCUGGGGUCCAGAACACUGAUUUUCUCCUAUAUGUGCGGAUUGUCCACACUUCCAGGUGCCACCAAGAGCCCUCUAUCAUAGCCUAUUCGGCCUGCUGCCAGCUGGACUCAGAAGACAGGCCCCUUGCUGGUACCAUUGUCUACUGUGCCCAACAUCUUGUCAGCCCCAGCCUCAGCCAUGGUGACAUUGUCAUGGCCACACUUCAUGAAUUGUUCCAUAUCCUGGGCUUCUCUGGACAGCUCUUCAAGAAGUGGCGGGACUGCCCUUCCGGACUCAACAUUAGAGAGAAUUGUUCUACAAGGCAACAAGUGACAAGGCGAGAUAAGUGGGGACAGCUGCUUCUCACCACCCCAACUGUUAGCCACAGCCUGGCCAAACACUUGGGAGUAGUAGGGGUUUCUCUGGGCGUUCCCCUGGAAGAAGAGGGCCCUUCGUCCUCACACUGGGAGGCCAGACUGCUCCAGGGUUCUAUAAUGGCUGCUACCUUCAGUGGUGCCCAGCGCACUCGACUUGACUCAGUCACUCUUGCUGCCUUCCAAGAUUCAGGCUGGUAUCAGGUCAACCAUAGUGCUGCAGAGGAGCUGUUGUGGGGCAAGGGAUCUGGUCUAGAAUUUGGCUUGGUGACCACAUGUGGGACCAGCUCCUCAGACUUCUUCUGUACUGGCAGUGGGAUGGGCUGCCACUAUCUGCACUUGGACAAGGGAAGCUGCUCCUCAGACCCCACACUGGAAGGCUGCCGCAUGUACAAGCCCCUCGCCAACAGAAGUGAAUGCUGGAAGAAGGAAAAUGGGCUCCCAGCUGGGACAGAGAAUCCCCAUGGGGAGAUCUACCAUUCCCAGAGUCGCUGCUUCCUUGCCAACCUCACCUUACAACGGCUCCCUGGGGAUAAGACUAGCCAUCCCUCUCAGAUCCCAAAUCUCAAGGAAGCAAAGCUCACUGGCCGUUGUUAUUUACAUCAAUGUACCCAAAGAGGUGCAUAUGAGGUGCAAGUAGAGGGAUCACCUUGGGUCUCGUGUCGUCCAGGAAAGGCUAUUCAGAUACCUGGGUACCAUGGUCUUCUCUACUGUCCCCAAGGUCGGCUAUGUCAGGCCAAUGAAGGUAACAACUCUGUUACUUCUCUACCUGUGAAUCUUUCAACCCAAGACGUGCUAUUCAAGCUGUCUUUAGGAUUAGCUGGACCCCCAGGCCACACACUGCAGGAAGAACAGAAAGAAGAGCUGGCUGAAGCAGUACUGCAGGCCCUGGUGAACAGAGGUGGCACUGGCAGGUGCUAUUUCCACAGCCCAUCAAUUACCACUAGUUUGGUGUUCACUGUGCAUAUGUGGAAAUCCCCUGGCUGCCAAGGACCUUCGGUUGCUAUGCUGUACAAGGCCCUCACCCUGACUCUCCAGGAGAAGGCCUUAGAAGUGUAUCAUGGAGAAGCCAGUUUUACCACAGAAUAUAUCAAGUUGCUGGUUACCUGGGACCAUAAUCCUUCCACGACCCAAAUCACUCUGUCUGUGGGACUCUGCCUACUGCUGCUAAUUCUGGUGGGUGCAAUAGGAAUUGUGGCCUAUCAAAAACAAGCAACUCUUCAGGUGGGACCAUCUGCCCUGUAA